Messenger RNA from Micropterus salmoides (largemouth bass), 513 nucleotides. Its product is annotated as ataxin-7-like. NCBI's taxonomy places the organism in Eukaryota, Metazoa, Chordata, Actinopteri, Centrarchiformes, Centrarchidae. The transcript has 3 exons. Bases 1 to 435 code for a protein of 144 amino acids. The record is from RefSeq and is a predicted model, not a curated record.
AUGAAAGAGAAGGGAGAAGUGCAGCAACACAGGAAGCGUCAGAACAUGCCCAUAUUUGGCCAGUGUCCCGCACAGGACGACUUCUACCUAGUGAUGUGCAGCCACUGCGGACAGGUAGUCAAGCCUCAAGCCUUCCAAGCACACUAUGAGAGAAGACACAGUUCGGCCAUCAAGCCAGCCUCCACCUCGCCCUUCCCCGUGCCGGGCAGGAACCGGAGCAGCGGCAGCGGGCCUGGCCUGGGCUCGGGGUCUGUAGCUGGAGUGGCGAGUGGAGGCAUCCUUGGCCGACCUUCCACCGCUGGAGCCAGCUUAUCCUCCUCCUCAACGUCCUCCUCCAAUCCCAAACUCCUCAAACCAGCCAAAGAGAAGCUGCCAGGCAUUCAGCGAAGACCCCCCUUUGCACCCUUCAGGAUGCUCCAGCCGGAAAAGAUGUGAGUUCCACUGUGUGACAUUUGCAGCAUUGUGUGUUUGUAGGUUUGUGCAAUAUGGCAAGACUACGGCUGAAGGAUUUAU